Molecule: messenger RNA, 246 nt
Organism: Opisthorchis viverrini
Lineage: Eukaryota; Metazoa; Platyhelminthes; Trematoda; Opisthorchiida; Opisthorchiidae
Exons: 3
Coding region: 1-246 (81 amino acids)
Source: RefSeq, a predicted model, not a curated record
AUGAACCAAAAUGGCACAACAUUCGAGAAAUACACUCACCUGCGUAUCAAUUUGGUCUUGACGGGAGACUCACCUGGGAAUCAGUUGAAUCUCGUUUUUAUAGCCAAUAGUUCUAGUCUGCAGCAACAUAAGGUUGCUGAAAACUCCUCGACAGCCCACGACCGGUUUCGCCCUUCUUGGGGCUCAUCAGUUGGGCGCGAUCCCCGGGUUUCCGUCAUCCUUGUGUUCUUCUUGAAGCCAAAUUGA